This is a messenger RNA of Symbiodinium sp. CCMP2592, 3285 nucleotides long. The record is from the annotation of a GenBank genome assembly. NCBI's taxonomy places the organism in Eukaryota, Dinophyceae, Suessiales, Symbiodiniaceae.
AUGGAGGGUGAUGCGAUGGACCCACAGUUUUUGAAGUCUCUUGAAGGCGAAGCAGAGGCCAAAGUGGCGGACUUCCUCCUGUCCAGCUUUCACAGCGAAGGCCAUAGCCACUUGCUUCGCCUCCUUCAGCAAGGCGUGCACUUCGGAGGCGCCUUCCGCAGUGUCAGCUUUUGCCAUCGCCAAUCCUUGGGCAUCGCAGCGGGAGCAGCAGGAGCAGCGGUAGCGGCGGGCGAGGCGGGCUAUCCCAAGGAGGCCGCCAGAGAGGAGCCGCAAAACCGGGGCGACCUUGGCGACCUGCUCUUCAAGGAGGCAGCGGAACAGACACGGCACGGAGUCCUGAUCCUGCAGCUGACGAUCGGCUACUUGCGGUCGCCGGACAGCGCUCGGGACUUUGGAUUCCUGCGCAGGCCCGAGCUCGUGCACGUCCUGGUCUUGAGUGACCAGGGGCCGGAGAUUGUCAGUUGGCGAGAGCUGAUGAAGAGCCCGGGGCUCUUCCGGCGAGCUUUCGGACAGUUGCAGGACGAGGGAGCGCUGGAGGAGGUGGCCGAGAUACUUGAGACUCGGGCCGCAGAGCUCCAGGAGCGGAAUGAGUCCGAGCAUCCCUGGUGCAUGCUGCCGGUGUACGAGGUCAUCUGCGCGCUGCUCCAUCAGUCCAGCAGAUACAGCACCCGAGACAUCGCAGCUGCUGAGAACCUCUCGAAAGUAUUCCGUCUUACCGGCCAGGAAGAGAGGAUCAAAGAACUGGACCAGAGGCUGCUCGAAGCCUGGAAAUGUCUUUGCUUGGCGGAGGACUCGGAGUACGAAGAAGUGCAUUUUACGGUGGAAGCGAUGCCUCAGCCGAAGCUUCAGGCUGAGCCGACCUCCGACAGAGCGGAUGCGCAGCAAAGAGAGGACACCGUCCAUUUCUACAACCUCGCAGGAUCGUUCGCGGAGAUGAGCAAGGCGAAACUCCGUGAAGCCUUUACUUGCCUCGAGGGCGUGCGGAUGCAUUUUCACGAGCAGCGCGGCGUGCCCUUCUUUUCUGUGAAGGUGUUCCGGAUGGGCUCCGAGGAGGAGAUUCCGAGAGCAGAAAGCUAUACCCAAAUGGGGGAGCCCGAGGAGCUCUUCAUCGUCUUCGGAACUCUCUCCCAGGAGCCUUCUUCAAAGCUCUUCGAGGUAACCGAGGCUGAGCGAGAAGAUGAGCUGCUGGUGGAAAAGGAGCUUGAGUCCGUCGACGCCAACGUGCGCGACAAGCGAGGGGAGACGGCGGCUUGCAAAGCGAGCCGAAACGGACACUUGAGAGUGCUCCGGAGACUGCAGCUGGCGAGAGCAGACUUCACAAUGGCAGACAACCACGGGGCCAGCCCGCUGUUCCUGGCCUGUCAGGAAGGAAAGGCGUCCUGUGCCAGGUUUCUCCUUGACCGCUGUGGCCACGAAAAACUUUGCGUCAGCCCUGACGAUGCAGAGGAGCAGGUUUGGGUGGACUUCGUGGAUCGGCCGCUCAACAGCGAGGCAACGCCGCUGUAUGUGGCGUCGCAGAAUGGACACCACGGCAACGUCCAAAUCCUCAUUGAGCACCGAUGCGACGUCAAUAAGGCUACGAGAGACAAGGCCACGCCACUCUUCAUUGCCUCGCAGAUGGGCUUUGAUGCGAUCGUGGACGAACUGAUCCAGGCAAAGGCCGAAGUGGAUACGCCCAACAACACCGGAGCCACUCCGCUCUUCAUCGCAUCCCAGAACGAGAGACUGGAGAUUGCGAAGAAACUGAUUGACCUAAGAGCCAACGUGAACAGCGAAACCACGGGGGGAGCGACUCCGAUGUACAUCGCGGCGCAGAAGGACAAUAAAGAUGUGGCAGAGCUGCUGUUCGAAAGGGGCGCUGAGGUCAACACGCAGGCGCAGGACGGCGCCACUCCAAUGCUCAUUGCGGCACAAAAUGGAAACCUCUCGACAGUGAAGUUCUUGCUGUCCCUGGAUGUAGCGAAGAAGGAUCUGUGCAUGCACAGCGGGGCCAGCCCGGUUUUCGUGUCGGCGCAGAAUAACCAUCUGGAGGUAGUCAAGGCCCUUGUGCAACAUGGAAGCAAUGUGACACUCUGCCUCAGGAGUGGCGUGAGCGCCGUUUACAUUGCCGCACAGAAUGGUAACCUGGAGGUGGUGAAGUACCUGCUGCAGGAGGCCUGUGCCGAGCAUGGCACUCUUCUGGAGGACGCGACGCCUUUGGGAGACUUGGAGAAGCGCAUGCGCAAUCUUCUGGACAAGCCCGCUGUCGGGGAAGCCAGGCCACUCUUCAUCGCCUGUCAGAAUGGCCACCGCGAUGUUGUGCAGUUUUUGUUGGAGAUGAAGGCAGAGUACAGCUGCACAGAGGACCGCUCCAGUCCGCUGCUAGUGGCCGCACAGAACGGCCACCUGGGAGUGGUGGAGGUCCUUUGGGAGACGCUAAAGGAGGAGGUGGGCCUGAACUUGGCGAAGCGGGGUGGAGCCACUCCGCUCUACAUUGCCUGCCAGAACGGACAUUUCGAAGUGGUCGAGAAGUUGGUGGAUCUAAAGGCGGAGGUGAACCAGAGUUUAGAGAGCCAAGAGACGCCCAUCUUCAUUGCCUGCCAGGGGGGCUUCUUGCCCGUGGUCCGUCUGUUAGUCGAGCAUCAGGCAGACGUAGACCAGGCCAAGCAGGACGGCGCCUCCCCGCUUUACAUCGCCUGCCAGAACGGCCACGUGGAGGUCGUCCGAUACUUGCUUUGCGAGUCGCCCCGCAAGCCGGACAGAGACCAAGCCAACAGCAACCAGGCCACGCCUCUCUUCAUCGCCUCUCAGAAAGGCCACACCGCCAUCGUGGAGCUCCUCCUGAGCGGCCCCGGUCCGGCGGACGUAAACAAGCCGCUGAAGAGCGGCGCGACGCCCUUUUACAUCGCAUCAUUGAAAGGCCAUGCCGAUGUCAUUCACCGCCUCCGCUCCAGCGGCGCCUGCAUCAACUCAACUCCCAAGCACGGAGCGACCGCGGUUUCUGCGGCUGUCCAGAACGACCACACGGAGGUUCUGGACAUCCUCAUAAAAAUGCGGGCCGAUGUCUGCAAAGCGAACGGCGAGGAAAUGACUCCUUUGCACUUUGCCGCCCGAGAGGGCAAGCUGGAGAUGGCAAAGCUUCUCAUUAAGGCCGGCGCCGAUGCUGCGGCCAAGUGCAAAGGCAGAGUCCCAAGAGCUCUUGCUGAAGAGGCCGCUGCCAAGACCGUUCCUGAGUGCUUCGAAACCAGAACCAUCGUCCCGAAAGAGACGUGGGAUACACUCCUGCAGGUCCUGGGCGCAGAUUGA